CCAGAUUAGAGGAGCAUAAACUGAAUGCUGCUUCUCAAUGUUUGGUUUUGAUUCUGGGCAUGCAGAGCAGACUUGAACUAGACCUGAAGGCACUGUGAUCAUUUCAACUAAAGAUAAAUGCAUGGAUGAUUUUUUCAGGAUCUUGUUAGGACAUUCGUAGUUUGGAAAUGUUCUUCAGCUGAUGGAAGACUAACUUUGWAACUGUCUUUAUGUGGCGCUGAAGGUCCAGGUCCAUCACUGCACCCAGAUUUCAGGCCUUUUCAGUAGUUUGUAUUGACUGUGUGCUGACUCUACAUCGUUCCUGUUUUGAUCUAUAGAUAAUAACUUCAGUUUUUAAAAUUCACAAGAAGCCAAUUUAGUUAAUACAAAACAGGAAAUAUACGAGGUUGCAUGUUUUGGUCGAACAAYUCUUCUGAAUGGCUAAUAAACGCUUCAGUAAAGCUUUGUCUAGCCUUGUUUACAGURACAGACAAWGCGUUUUUUUAGCUUUACGGAUGGCCAYACWAGUUUGAUUAAUUUAAAAGUAUUUCUUAUUUGAACGGGACAAGACUGGGAUUUUUAGAAGUGAACCCAGAGUUAGGUCGGAAACAGAAAUUAAGCUCUGGUUUGAAUAAUGGGAGCUAAACCAAAAUAACAACUCCAGCCUUGGGGAACGCCACAGAUCACUGAAACCUUCACAUUUGAGUAGUUAGGUUUUACUGAAUUUAAACUCGGUUUCAACAUGAACUGAGUUUAAAUUGGAUUAAACUCAGUUGAUGUUGGAGCCAGAGAUAAGAGCCAAAACUAUUAUAACUCUGAUGUAAAGUCAUUGUUUUGUGACCUGAUUUUAACCCCAUUCCACACUCUCGUAAUUACAAACCAACACAAUAUUUUGCAAUUAAAAUUAAGAAAACAUGCGCAACGUAUCCUCUUUGCAGACUACAGAUUGCUUCAAAGCUUUUGUGUAAGUGAGAGAUGUGUAAUCUGCUCAGUGAACCGCACCGUGUGUCACAGGGUGAGAUAAAGACUUCGUAUCAGAAGCGCUGGUUCGUGCUGAAGGGAAACCUCCUCUUCUACAAGGAGCGCCGGGGGGACAGGGACGUAAUUGGAGUCAUUGUUCUGGAGGGCUGCACYGUCCAGCUGUGUGAGUCUGAGGAGCAGUUCGCCUUCUCCCUCGUGUGGAGCGAGCCGGGACUCCGGACCUACAAGUUUUCAGCGGAGAACCAGGCGAGCCAGGAGAGCUGGAUCAAGGCUCUGCUGUCGGCCAGCCACAGCUACCUGGCCCUGCUGGUGACGGACAUGGAGAAGCAGUACAGAGAUGCCUUGCAGUUGCAUCCCAGCCAACUCCACCGGCCGUUCACGAUGCCAACCUUCCACACGUCAGGACCGAACUUUGUGGAAGCAGGAGUCUCCAACCAAAUGCUUCAGCCUUCAAACAUUUCAGCAGCCACAGCGUUUUCUAAGAAAUCACCCAGACUGCGCCCUAAGAAGAACUCAAACCUGCCGCCUGUCAGCACGCCUGCUCUGCUGAUGCUGGAGUACUCGGGUUUGUCUUUAGAUCCAGAGGAAGAUUUCAUUAAAAUGCACRAAGACUUUGGAAAGGAGGUGAAGAAACUGAUUGCUGAUUGGUCCAGGACAAGAGGCGGCGAUGAACCAGCUCUGGAGGAAAGCCUGAUAAAUCUUGGAUAAAGAAAUUUUACGUUCUCGGUUUUUAAUCAUCGUGUUAAAUCAUGUUUGCAAUAUUUSAAACCUUUUAUUUCAUUAGAAACAGGAAAAGUUUAGUUUCAUGUAUGUGCUUUGCUCAGUUUUUGUGUUUUCCUCCCAUACAUUGUUCAAUAAAUUAUCUAUAAUCUC
Messenger RNA from Poecilia reticulata (guppy), 1833 nucleotides. Lineage: Eukaryota; Metazoa; Chordata; Actinopteri; Cyprinodontiformes; Poeciliidae. The record is from RefSeq and is a predicted model, not a curated record.